AUGCUUGAGCCUUGCAGUUCAAGUGAUUCUGAUGAUGAUAUUGGUGGGGAAUUCUUGAUUCAAGCCAACACACAUAAGCGCCAAAAAAUUCAAGAAGAUGAUAAUGCUGAUGGUAUCGAAAGUGCCGAGGUUGUUCCUGAAGGAAGACAAGCUAGUUUGGAAAUUGGGGAGAUAAAAAAUAAUGUUGAUGCAAAUAGAAACAAAUCUGGUCGUGGAAGAGGAAGUUCUGGUUCAGGUAGCAGACGUGGUUCCAAAUCUAAUGAUCAGACCAGAACACAAAUUUCUUCUGCAACAGUUUCAGCUUCAAAUGGUCAGAAUGAGAAUGUAUGUCAUAAAGAUGGUAGACUCAAAGAUCAGUUUCAUAAUGAUAAUAGUGCUUCAUUAGAGGAGGAGAAUGCAUCUUUACGCACAAAAAUUGUUGCGUUGGAGGAAGACUUGCGUAAAGCAAAGCAAGAAACCUCUGAGCUUCAGAAUCUUUGUCCACGUUUAGAAAAGGAACUGAAAGAUCGUGAGGAGCAAAUGAAACCUAAGAGAACAAAAAUAAUAUCUGAUUUGCUGAUAUCAGUUUCAAAGGCUGAGAGACGAGAAUCAAGGCUAAAAGUACGUCAGGACUCUUUGAGACUCGGAAAUGUUGGUGUAAUCAGAGCUGGAACUGUCUUAUCUGAGACCUGGGAAGAUGGUCAGGCGUUAAAGGAUCUGAAUGCCCAGCUUAAACAACUGCUAGAAACAAGAGAGGCUAUUGAUCGACAACGCAAGUUAUUAAAGAAAAAACAAUCUGAUAAGGGACGUGAUGUGAUAGAUGCAGAGGCUGGAUUGCAGGAAGAUAUUCUCAUUCAUGAGGAAAUCUAUAAGUCUCGACUAGCCAGCAUUAAACGGGAAGAAGAAAUUGCUCUGCGAGAGAGGGACCGCUACGAACUAGAGAAAGGAAGUCUAAUCCGUGAAAUGAAACGCAUACGGGAUGAAGAUGGUUCACGGUUUAACAAUUUUCAGAUUCUAAACAAUCGUUAUGCCCUUUUAAACCUUCUCGGAAAGGGAGGAUUCGGCGAGGUGUACAAGGCUUUUGACUUACUGGAUCAUGGAUAUGUCGCCUGCAAGCUUCAUGGUUUAAAUGCUCAAUGGGCUGAAGAGAAGAAGCUAAGUUACAUGAGGCAUGCAAUUCGAGAGUGUCAUAUUCACAAGACCUUGGUCCAUCGCCACAUUGUUCGUUUAUGGGACAUCUUUCAAAUUGAUCCGGAUACAUUCUGCACUGUUCUAGAAUAUUGUAGUGGAAAAGAUCUUGAUGCUGUUCUUAAAGCAACACCUAUAUUGCUCGAGAGGGAGGCUAGAGUCAUUUUAGUUCAGAUUUUCCAAGGCCUUAUUUACAUGAAUAAAGGAGCACUCAAGAUUAUCCAUUAUGAUUUGAAGCCUGGAAAUGUUUUGUUUGAUGAACUUGGUAUUGCCAAAGUGACUGAUUUUGGUCUUAGCAAGAUAGUAGAGAAUGAUGUGGGAUCCCAGGGUAUGGAACUUACAUCCCAGGGGGCUGGAACGUAUUGGUAUUUGCCUCCGGAAUGCUUUGAGCUCAGCAAGACACCUCUCAUAUCAUCCAAGGUUGAUGUCUGGUCUGCUGGUAUUUUGUUUUAUCAAAUGCUCUUUGGUAGACGUCCUUUCGGACAUGACCAAUCACAAGAGAGAAUACUUGGUGAAAAAACGAUUAUCAAGGCACACAAGGUUGAAUUUCCCUCUAGACCUACUGUUUCUAAUGAGGCAAAGGAUUUUAUUCGGCGGUGUCUUACAUACAACCAGGCUGAGAGACCAGAUGUAUUAACCAUUGCCCAAGAUUCGUAUCUUGCUUACUCAAAGAAAUAGUGAUGUCCAUUGACAUGGGUUGUUACCCUCACCCCUACCAUGGGGAGGGAUAUCAUCUUCUAACUUCAGUCACUAAAUAUAUGUCAGAAUUUGUAUAGGUUGUAAAGAUUUUGUAAUCUUGAUUGUGUCAAGAGAAAGGAUGUUUCCUUACUCUGAAAAGCAUCCCUGUUGUCUUUCAUGCAUUUCUCAUUUGAUUGAAAAUAUUGGAGGUCGUGAUGUAUAGGUAGGUAGGUGAGUGAGAAGGUUCUCUUGAUUUUUAAUAUUUUUGCCACCGAAUUAUAGGAUUUUAAGGCAUAUUGAUAUUGAUUGGCUACUUUUUGUUUAAA
Messenger RNA from Medicago truncatula (barrel medic), 2171 nucleotides. Its product is annotated as serine/threonine-protein kinase TOUSLED. Gene Ontology annotation, cellular component: nucleus. The coding region runs from base 1 to 1845 and encodes 614 amino acids. The transcript has 16 exons. Lineage: Eukaryota; Viridiplantae; Streptophyta; Magnoliopsida; Fabales; Fabaceae. Gene Ontology annotation, biological process: peptidyl-serine phosphorylation; chromosome segregation; intracellular signal transduction. Gene Ontology annotation, molecular function: protein serine/threonine kinase activity; ATP binding. The record is from RefSeq and is a predicted model, not a curated record.